Cannabis sativa is the source of this 817-nucleotide messenger RNA. RefSeq lists its product as uncharacterized. Lineage: Eukaryota; Viridiplantae; Streptophyta; Magnoliopsida; Rosales; Cannabaceae. Bases 2 to 769 code for a protein of 255 amino acids. The transcript has a single exon. The record is from RefSeq and is a predicted model, not a curated record.
AAUGCCCCGUUAUGUGAAGUUCAUGAAGGAGAUAUUGUCUAAGAAGCGAAAAAUGGAGGACUAUGAAACAGUGGCAUUAACUGAGGAGUGUAGCGCCAUUUUGCAAAAGAAACUACCGCCCAAGCUUAAAGAUCCGGGUAGUUUCAAUAUUCCAUGCUCUAUAGGGGGUUCAGUGGAAACUAAAGCUCUAUGUGAUCUGGGAGCAAGCAUUAAUCUAAUGCCGUUGUCUGUCUUCAAAAGGCUAGGAUUGGGAAAAGCAAAGCCCACAACAGUGACUCUACAACUAGCGGAUCGUUCUCUAACUCAUCCUCGUGGCAUAAUUGAAGAUGUACUGGUGAAGGUUGGUAAGUUUAUCUUCCCUGCUGAUUUCUUAAUUCUUGAUAUGGAGGAAGAUUCAACUAUUCCCAUUAUUUUGGGAAGACCAUUCUUGGCCACGGGUCGAGCAUUAAUAGAUGUUCAAAAGGGGGAGUUAAAGUUGCGAGUCCAAGAUGAAGAGGUCAAUUUUAAUGUUUUUGCCCCAACUGACAUUCCUACCUGUUGCAAGAUUGAGGUGGUGAAGGGUUCUUUUGUUAAAACUGAUAAGAAGAAAGCAAAGCCUAAAGAGCGACUUCGAACGAUUCAGCGUCGUUGGAAAAGAUUGAUGUGUGGUAGUUCUGAAGGUGAGCUUACUCUUGUGCAAAACUCUGAAAUCAACACUAUUGGUGGUAAAUUUUCUUCAUUUAGUGCGAGGGCUCUUUUGAAUGCAAAGGGUGGACUUGAUCCCUUCUGAUGGGGCUCAGGUAAGUUUCUCUCAUCCUGGUUUAUUUUCACACAUUGG